UUUGCAUUCAGCUGUUCCAUUCUGUAACUCGUGUUUAUUUUUUGUUGUGAAUUCUAAGAAAAUGUAUCGUGUGAUCAACUUUUUAAAAGUUAUAAAAAAUAAUUGGAAAAAAUCAAUUGUAGGGACAGCAGCAUUAUCUUAUGGCGUUUCCUAUAGCAAAGAUUACUACAACAUCCAACAAAUUAUGAGAGAAUAUUGUCUAGAAGCAGUUACAUAUGGAGAUCAGUCUCUACUGGCAAAUCACAAACCUCAACAUGUAACAGUAAUUCUUAAUCCAGUGGCCAAAAAAAGAAAGGCUAAGAAGUUAUUUGAAAAGUAUUGUGAGCCAAUUUUACAUCUUGCUGGUUAUGCCGUAACGAUUAUACAAACUCAAUCAGAAAAUCAAGCAAGAAAUCUAAUAGGAAAUUUGAAUAAUCAAACUGAUAUUAUAAUCGUAGCUGGAGGAGAUGGUACAUUAUCAGAUGUUGUUACUGGAAUGAUGCGCAAAUACAAACACAAUAGUUCAGCUAUUAAAGAAUUGCCUAUUGGAAUAUUACCUUUGGGUAAGACCAAUAAAGUUGCAGAUUCAUUAUUUCAUGGAUAUCCAAAUUUGGUUGAAGUACGAAAGCUUACUGAUGCUACAAUUGCUAUUCUUAGAGGAAAAACAAAGUUUGUUGAUGUCCUUGAAGUUGAAUUGUUGGAGAAAGAUGCAGAGCAUCUAGCUGAACCAAUUUAUGCUGUUGGCUCAGUUGAAUGGGGUGCAUGGAAUGAUGCUCAUUGCAGAUCAGACAAAUAUUGGUAUUUGGGUAUAUUGAGAACAUAUGUUACAUACAUAUUCAGUGGUUUCAAAAGUGAUAUUAAUUGGGAUUGCAAUGGUGUACUGCGUUACUUUGAUCCAUGUAGUGGAUGCUCUAAUUGCCACCAUAAACAAGACCCUACAUUAAAUAAACGGUGGUGGCAUUCAUUUGUGCCAAAAAUUAAACAGUCUCCUAAUGGAGAUAAUAAUGCAGAUCAUAGUAAAAUAAUUAAUAAGAACUGUAGUAUAGUUCAUGAAAUACCUAUUUCUACUACUGAACUACAUAUAAAAACUGAGAAUGUUAAAGUGGACAAAAAAAAUAUGAUACCAUCACUGAAAGUAGAAUUGGGACCUCCAAAUAUUAGCUACAUGGAAUUUGUUACUGAGGGUUGGCGAAGAUUAAACGGCCAAAAAACAUUAGUUAAUAAAACAUUAGAGGCCAGAGAAAUAGAAAUACAUCCUUCACAAUUGCAUAAUUUUAAGGAUAAAGAACGCUCAUUUUAUAUAGACAAUGAAGAAUUUGAAUUGAAACCAGUUAAAUUGAAACUAAUACCGAAAACUUUAAAAAUAUUCUACCCUAAAGAUGUGAAUACAAGUUGAUGAACGUAUAAAUAUGUUCUUAUGUAUAUAACAAAAUUUAUCCUAGUUAUAUUAUUACCUCUUCAAAAUAUAGACACAUCAUUUUUAACAAAAAUAUAAAACUUUAUUUUAAAAACUUAUAGUAUUUGAUACAAAGUUAUAAUUCUGUAAAUAACUCAUAAGUUUAUUCAUUACUAUCAUAUAUACUAAUGCAUGAUAACUGUAAAUAUUGUAAUAUAUAUACUUAAGGUCUAUCAUUUUUUUGAGUAAAAA
Messenger RNA from Phymastichus coffea, 1627 nucleotides. RefSeq names its product acylglycerol kinase, mitochondrial (gene Mulk). The record is from RefSeq and is a predicted model, not a curated record. NCBI's taxonomy places the organism in Eukaryota, Metazoa, Arthropoda, Insecta, Hymenoptera, Eulophidae. Gene Ontology annotation, molecular function: acylglycerol kinase activity; ceramide kinase activity; ATP-dependent diacylglycerol kinase activity. Bases 62 to 1375 code for a protein of 437 amino acids. The transcript has 9 exons. Gene Ontology annotation, cellular component: TIM22 mitochondrial import inner membrane insertion complex; mitochondrion. Gene Ontology annotation, biological process: ceramide biosynthetic process; protein insertion into mitochondrial inner membrane.